UCCAAGGCCUUGGCACGAAGGGCCCGCAAGACGCGGGAGCGGAUAGGCGAUGCCGCGCGGGUGCUACCGCUCGCAGAGCACCUGCCCCGCCGGGUAGCAGCCUCUUUAAGAAACCCAGCCGCAGGCGGGCCCGCCUGACGCUCACGUGACCCGACUCAGCGCAGUCGCUCCCGGAAGUGGUCCAGCCUCCGCGGAGGGCGCGGGGUCUCCGGACGCCCCGCGGGGCUGGCAGGCCGAAGUGGGCACCGCCGGGGCCGCCUGGAGCUUGUCGCCGGGAUGGUGCAGCUGUACAACCUGCAUCCGUUCGGGUCGCAGCAGGUGGUGCCGUGCAAGCUGGAGCCCGAGCGGUUCUGUGGCGGAGGAAGCGAUGUGCUAUUCGCGGCGGCAGGAUGCAAGGUGGAGGCAUUCGCCGUAGUGGGCCAGGAACUGUGCCAGCCGAGGUGCGCCUUCUCCACGCUGGGCAGGGUGCUGCGCCUGGCCUACAGCGAGGCCGGAGACUAUUUGGUAGCAAUUGAAGAGAAAAACAAAGCUACAUUUGUACGUGCUUAUGGGAAUUGGAGAAGUAAAAGGACUGAAAACUCUCGAGUGUGUAUCCGAAUGGUUGGACAUACUGUGGAGUCACCCUUCAGCGAAACCUUCAGAGACCAGAUGUCUAUUGUUGAAAUGCCGCUUUCUGAGGCCCCCUUGUGCAUUUCUUGUUGCCCUGUGAAAGGAGACCUUCUUGUUGGCUGCACAAAUGAGUUAGUCUUAUUUAGUUUGAAGUAUCAGAUCAUUAAUGAGGAAUUCUCAGUAUUGGACUUUGAACAUUCUUUAGUUAUACACAUAGAUAAUAUCACUCCUGUUGAAGUUUCUUUUUGUGCUGGAUAUGUUGCUAUCAUGUCAGAUUUAGAAGUCUUAGUCCUGAAACUGGAGUCAGGCCCCAAAAAUGGAGAGAGUGUUAACUAUCCACGUAAGACCAACAAUCCAAUGAAACAGACAAAAGGUAUCAGUAAUGAAACUUUGCCACCUGAGUCAGAUGAUUUUGUCUUCUGCCAAAAACCCGUAGAACUUCUUGGUGAAAAAAGUGAACAGUCUGGAGUAUCUGUUAGACUGGAGUCAACAGGAUUAGCUGAAGAAAAAAUAAAAUAUUUCCAUGUUCAGCACCUGCUCUAUAAACGUUUUGCUCCUGAUAUUUCAUCCUGUGUCUUGUCUGAUGACAUCAAGUUGCAUUCACUUCAGCUGCUACCCAUUUACCAAACAAGCUCUCUUACUUCUGUUAGAAAAAAUUCAUGUCAGGAAAAAGAGUUGCUCAGUCUGUUUUGUUUUUUCUCAUUACCUCAUGUGGGCUAUCUCUACGUGGUUGUCAAAUCCGUUGAGUUAAUGUCAGUUUACCAAUAUCCUGAGAAGUCUCAACAGGCAGUGCUCACGCCACAAUUUUUGCAUGUCAUCACAAGUAACAGCCUGCAGUGUUUCACAGUGCGGUGCAGUGCAGUGGCCGCUCGGGAGGAGGACCCAUAUGUGGACACCACCGUGAAGGCUUGCCCACCUGUCAGUAUGGAUGUCUGUGCAUUAAGAAUACAGCUUUUCAUAGGCUUGAAAGCCAUCUGUCACUUUAAAAACCAUGUCAUACUUUUGACCAAGGCAGACCCUGAGGCCAGUCCAGAGAGAAGAAAGUUGCCCAAGAGACUUCCUUCUAGAAAAGGUGCCAGUGUUAAGCUCAAAACACCUCCUGUAGCUGAGGCUGGGUGGAAUUUGUAUAUUGUGAAUACUAUCUCACCAGUGCAACUGUACAGAGAAAUGGUAGACUACAGUAAUACCUACAAAAAUGCAAAAACCCAGAGCUGUAUCCACCUACUUAGCGAGGCUCAUCUGUUAGUGAGAGCUGCUCUGAUGGAUGCCAGUCAGUUGGAACCUGGAGAAAAAGCAGAGCUUCUAGAAGCAUUUAAAGAAAGCUGUGGGCACCUUGGAGACUGUUACAGCCGGCUUGACACCCAGCACUCGCACCUUGCCUUGCCAUACUAUAAGAUGUCUGGUUUGUCUAUGGCUGAAGUUUUGGCUCGAGUGGACUGGUCAGUAGAGGAUGGAUCACAGAAAUACGAAAGGGGAUUAAUCUUUUACAUUAGUCAUUCACUUUAUGAAAACCUGGAUGAAGAAUUAAGUGAAGAAUUAGCAGCAAAAGUGGCUCAGAUGUUUCAUGUGGCUGAGCCAAAGCAACUACCCCAUGUUCUCUGUAGUCCUUCUAUGAAGAAUAUUAAUCCUUUAACUGCCAUGAACUAUCUAAGGAAGCUGGAUACUUCUGGGUUUUCCUCGAUCUUAGUGACACUGACCAAAGCAUCAAUGGCUCUGAAAAUGGGAGAUCUCGACAUGCACAGAAAUGAGAUGAAAAGCCAUUCAGAGAUGAAGUUCGUAUGUGGCUUCAUUCUGGAACCUCAGCUGUUAAUUCAACACAGGAAGGGACAGAUUGUUCCAACUGAGUUUGCAUUUCACUUAAAGGAGGCUCAGCCUGGAUUGCUUGUGGCUUCAGUCCUGGGCUUACAGAAAAACAACAAAAUUGGAAUUGAAGAAGCAGAUUCCUUCUUUAAGGUGCUUUGUGAUAAGGAUGAAGAUAGGAUUCCUCAGCUCUUGGUAGACUUUUGGGAAGCUCAGCUUGUGGCAUGCCUCCCAGACGUGGUACUUCAGGAGCUCUUUUUCAAGCUGACGUCACAGUACAUCUGGAGGUUAUCUAAGAGGCAGCCCCCUGAUACCAUACCACUGCGGACAUCAGAGGAUCUGAUAAAUGCCUGUAGUCAUUAUGGCUUAAUCUCUCCAUGGGUUAAUGUCUUAAUAUCAUCCAAUUCCUUAGCUGAUCAAAAUUAUACAGAAGACCUUUCAAAAUUACAGUCUCUUAUAUGCAGUCCUUCAUUUGACAUAGCUUCCAUUAUUCCAUUCUUGGAGCCACUGUCAGAAGACACAGUUGCUGGCCUCAGUGUCCGUGUUCUGUGUCGUACACGUUUGAAAGAGUAUGAACAGUGCAUAGACACGCUCUUAGAGAGAUGCCCAGAGGCAAUCAUUCCAUAUGCUAAUUAUGAACUGAAAGAAGAGAAUCGGACUUUGUGGUGGAAAAAACUGCUGCCUGAACUUUGUCAGAGAAUAAAAUGCGGUGGAGAGAAAUACCAUCUUUACCUGUCAUCAUUAAAAGAAACAUUGUCAACUGUUGCUGUGGAACUAGAACUAAGGGAUUUCUUGAAUGUCCUCCCAGAAGAUGGCACUGUAGCAUUUUUCUUGCCAUACCUUCUUUACUGCAGUAGAAAGAAAUAACUGACUUAAAGGUAUCAUUUGAAAAAUAACACAAUACCAUAUGAGACUGAAUUUUUAAAGUUCAAUAGCAGGUAAAAUAAAGGAUUUUCAAAUUGAAUAUAUACAUAUAUUAAAAUGCUUUCAGGCAGCUUAUCUUACCAUGUAAUGGUAUUAUUAGUUUCUUAAUUUAUGACCUGAAUCCAUUUAAUUGUCCAGAAUGUAAAAAAGCUAUAAGACAUAAGAAUUUCCUCAAAUAAGGCAAAUAUUUUUAAGGUAGAGACUGGUUUUUAUUCCGAGGAACAUCAAUUCACUGUUUUGGGAGACUUGACAAUAUUUUUCAUCCCAGAAACACAAGGAAACAUUUUUUAAGUAUGUUUGAAAGAAUGUCACAGAAUUUAAUCUUCCUGAUUUUUCCAGAUUUCUCUUUUGGGUCACUUUUUAAAAAUACCAUUUUCUUUGAGAAAGAUGUUAAAGGUUUCCCACAGUAAGGGAUUCAAAUUUUAAUUUCCUGUUACAUUUAAAACUUAUGUUGUUUCUCUCUGAAUCAAAUGAAGUAGAAGUUUACAAAGCUAACUUUCUUAUGUGGCUAUUAACAUAAUUUGUUGAAUGCAUGUUUUUCAGCCAGCCUUGAUUCUGUUUUUUGUUUUGUACUUCUGCUCUUUUAGCUAGAGUGUAUGUGAAAGUAAAUAAAUAUAUCAUUGUAUUCACAA
This is a messenger RNA of Manis javanica (Malayan pangolin), 3965 nucleotides long. RefSeq names its product HPS3 biogenesis of lysosomal organelles complex 2 subunit 1 (gene HPS3). Lineage: Eukaryota; Metazoa; Chordata; Mammalia; Pholidota; Manidae. Gene Ontology annotation, cellular component: cytoplasm; BLOC-2 complex. The record is from RefSeq and is a predicted model, not a curated record. Gene Ontology annotation, biological process: organelle organization.